Messenger RNA from Malurus melanocephalus (red-backed fairy wren), 2350 nucleotides. It is a transcript of the gene SLC35G2, whose product is annotated as solute carrier family 35 member G2. Lineage: Eukaryota; Metazoa; Chordata; Aves; Passeriformes; Maluridae. Bases 28 to 1728 code for a protein of 566 amino acids. The transcript has 2 exons. Gene Ontology annotation, cellular component: plasma membrane. The record is from RefSeq and is a predicted model, not a curated record.
GRCCGAGCGGGGCGGGCGCUCCCCGCCAUGGCGGGGGCGGGCGCGGAGGGUGCGGCCAGAGGCGGUGGCGCCGGGCGGGGUUGCGUCAUCGGUAAUGUCAGGGGCCGGUGCGGGGGCGCGGGCGAGUCCCGGCGGGGACCGAGCUUGGGCCGUCGCCGCCCCUCGCCCGCUCUUGAUUCGGAGCGGCUUCGCUGGAGCCGCUGCCGGCAGUUCCCGUGGAGACGCCCCGCGUCCUCUGAGGGGUGCCCUCUUGUCGGCGAUAGUUGCCAUCGCGACCGGUGCCACCCUCCUCGCAGCGCUCCCGAGCUCGGUCUCUUUGCAGGCGGCUGUCCCCUUCUGCACAUCCCGCACGCUCCGCUGGCUGCCAGGGGCUUGCAGGUUAUUGGGAGAGGAUCCAAAGCAGUGAGUGAGGUACCUCUAAUCUCGACCUGUCAUCUCCUGUCGUGGACCAGAAGGGCAGUCUGGUGCUUCACCCYAUUACCAGGACAUUUCUUUAAGGAAAUGGAUACAUCUUCCCAAAAAUACCCAGUAAAAAAGCAAGUGAAAAUUCAUCCCAACACAGUAACAGUGAAGUACACAUCUCAUUAUCCCCAGCCAGGAGAAGAGGGAUAUGAGGAUSUUAAUGAAGAUACUGGAGUAUUUGUGGAAGAUAAUCCUAAGAGAAGACUACUGAAUGAUGGGAAAAAGAGACAAAGGACUUAUUUUGGUACAAUAGACACCAAGCCAGCACAACUGCCAAAACCUGAUGAAGUCGGACAGUCCCAGCAUUUUCCUGAAGGAAAUGUACUGCAGUCCAGGAAAACAUGGGCGGUCCUUUUUGGCUCUGCCGUGGCUCACGGAUGCGUGGCUCUGAUCACCAGAUURAUUUCUGACCGUUCCAAAGUGCCAUCCCUGGAGCUGAUUUUCAUCUGCUCGGUCCUGCAGGUGUUGUCCAUCACUGCUGUGUGCUACCACCAUGAGCCUCCCUUUGGCCCCAAAGGCUACCGGCUCCGGCUGUUCCUCUACGGGGUCUGCAAYGUCAUCUCCAUCACCUGUGCCUACACCUCUUUCUCCAUAGUGCCCCCCAGCAAUGGGACCAUCAUGUGGAGGGCCACCACCACAGUGUUCAGUGCCAUUCUGGCUUUUUURCUCAUAGAUGAAGGAAUGGCUUACAUAGACAUCGUCACUGUCAUUGGCAGCGUGUUUGGGGUUUGUCUGGUCAUGAUCCCCAACAUUGUUGAGGAGAACUCUUUGCUGAACACCUGGAAGGAAGCUUUUGGUUAUACCAUGACCGUCAUGGCUGGCCUGACCACUGCYCUCUCCAUGAUAAUCUACAGGUCCAUCAAAGACAACAUCAGCAUGUGGACAGCACUGUUCACCUUCAGCUGGAUGGGAACAGUGUGCGGMGUGUCCACCAUGUUCCUGCUCCAAGAGCCAAUCAUCCCACUGGACGGGGAAACCUGGAGCUACCUYCUUGCUAUCUGCCUGUGCUCCACUGCAGCCUUCCUGGGGGUGUACCACGCCCUGGGCAAGUUCCACCCCGCUSUGGUGAGCACUGUGCAGCACCUGGAGAUUGUCAUUGCCAUGGUCCUGCAGCUCCUUGUGCUGCGCAUCUUCCCGGGCACUUGUGAUCUGGUCGGGGCAGUGCUUAUUUUGGUGAGUGUUUUUUUCCUUGCCUGUUAUAAACUUUCCUGGAAGGAUUUAAAAAGGCAAGAUUAUCAGGAGAUUGUGGAUUCAUCCAUUAAAUGAAUGUCGGUUUUGAAUGUCUGAUUCUGGCUGUGACCAUGUGAUUCCUUUCAGUUCCUAUAUCUGAGUGUAGUGGCCAGGCCUCUCUCUGCGAUUUCACCUCAMAGCUGAUACACCCAUGUUGGUAUUUCCAGGCUCCCGUGCUGGGUGGAUUUGUUCUGCUGCACACAACCACUGACAUUUUGUCAUACCCAAAAGAGUAGCACACACAGUGCACAGSCAGCACAGCCUGGCCCAAAGAAACAUGGGCCAAGCUCUUCCUCCCCUUCCCUGGAUAAAGCAAUACAGAGGGACUCAGGAGUGACUCUCAUUCAUGCACUGUGGUACGAGAAAACUGAGCAGCAAAACAAUGCAAACGAUCAACCCGAAUUCUCAUAACCUCUGUAACGCUUCUUAAGCUUUGGCUGUUAUAUUCUAAACAGAGCAAUGCUAAAUUUCUGUGGCUAAAUCUUGCAUUUCCUGUGCUUACAAAGAAGAAGUGAGUAAAGCUUUUUGUGCUUUGUGGUUGAAUUUCUGUCUGAAACAAUGCAGGAAGCCCAGAUGUCCUCUGGGGGAAAAGAUAUCCCAAAAGCUGAAUCUCCAGUUGUGCCACAGCUGUGAAAGAUCCCCAAGAACUGUAAGGUCU